Messenger RNA from Histoplasma mississippiense, 273 nucleotides. RefSeq lists its product with no specific name. Lineage: Eukaryota; Fungi; Ascomycota; Eurotiomycetes; Onygenales; Ajellomycetaceae. The transcript is spliced from 2 exons. Bases 1 to 273 code for a protein of 90 amino acids. The record is from RefSeq and is a predicted model, not a curated record.
AUGAAAACAUCAUCCAGAUUGGAUGGACGGCUACAAGCCCUCACCAAGAGAUGCUUUUACAUACAGGUAAAAGAUUUAGAAGUUACCCGUGGAUCAGCCCUUCAUAACAUUGACAAGAAUAGUUUGAAAUCCGUCUUUUCAGCUUAUGCCGUUAUCGCAAAUCAUACGUUCAAGAAUGAGAUUGAUGAUGUUGUGGCUUUGCAAAUUAAUCGAGAUGCCAGUUGUAGGGUUGAAGGCGCUGGAAGGAUCGUCCAGAGUAGUGGCAGCAAGUAG